AUGAAGGUGCAGGGGAUGAGUGGCGUGGGCGGUCUCCGAGCUCGCCGCCAACCACCCCAAAUGCCAGGAUGCCUUCCUCCAGCACAACGUCAUCCGCCUCCUCGUCUCCCACCUCGCCUUCGAGACGGUGCAGGAGCACUCAAGUACGCCGUCGCCUCCAAGAUGUCCAUCCACUCCCGUGCUCAUGGACAAGAAGAGCAACGACAGCUCACAGGACCCCUCGGGCAGCGGGGGAAAGCCGCCACUGCCACCACCGCCGCCGCCGUGGCCGCGGCGAAACCAACCACCCGUGGGCAUGGCCGGGAUGAGGCUGCACAACGCGUCCAUGUCCGCCACGAGCACGCGGGGAGAGAGUACGAGGACCCGGAGAUCAAAGACUACCUGAAAGCGCACGCCGCCCGGGCGCUGGGCACGCUGGCCACGGGCAACCCGGCCAUCUGCAAGAACAUCACGGAGUCGAGGGCGCUGCUCUGCUUCUCGAUCCUCCUCGAGAAGGCCACGGGCGACGUGCAGUACAACUCGGCGAUGGCGCUCGUGGAGAUCUGCCGCGUCGCGGAGCAGAACGCCGAGCUCCGGCGGUCGGCGUUCGCCCACCUCCCCCGGCGCGCGCCGUGGUGGACCAGCUCCUCCGCGUCGUGGAAGGCCGACUACGACGACCUCCUCAUCCCCUGCAUCACGUGCCUGGGGUGCCUGUCGAGGACGUUCCGGGCGACGGAGACCCGGGUCAUCGGCCCGCUCGUCAGGCUCCUCGACGAGCGGGAGGCCGACGUGAGCCUGGAGGCCGCGGCGGCGCUGGCCAAGUUCGCGUGCAUGGACAACUACCUGCACGUGGACCACUGCAAGUCCAUCAUCGCCCACGGCGGCGCCAAGCACCUGGUGCAGCUCGUCUACUUCGGCGAGCAGGUGGUCCAGACGGCGGCGCUCGUCCUCGUCUGCUACCUCGCGCACAACGUCCCCGACAGUGAGGACCUCGCGCAGGCCGAGAUUUUGACGGUGCUCGACUGGGCGUGGAAGCAAGGAUACAUGUCACAGGAUCCGGUGAUCGAGAGCUUGCUGCCCGAGGCCAAGAUUAGGAUGGAGCUCUACCAGUCCAGAGUAGGAUACUAUUGA
Molecule: messenger RNA, 1110 nt
Organism: Miscanthus lutarioriparius
Lineage: Eukaryota; Viridiplantae; Streptophyta; Magnoliopsida; Poales; Poaceae
Source: the annotation of a GenBank genome assembly